AUGGUGAACUCCAAGACUAUUAUCUCUUUCUUAGCCCUCUCAGCUCUUGCUGCUGCUCUAACUACCUCCGGAAAAUCUAGCUUUUCUAUCCAACAGGUUGCUAUUCAGAUUCCUCCUAUUCAUCCAGCUAUUCUAUAUGCCCGGGCGCAUGCCAAGUAUGGUGUUGAGGUUCCUCAUAACGUCUCCUUAGCCGCUAGGUCUGCUAAGUUUGACUCUCUUGCCGCCACUCCGUUUCAAAAUGAUGUUGGAUACCUCUGUCCUGUCAAACUUGGUCGCAAUACGUUAAUGCUUGACUUUGACACUGGUUCUUCUAAUUUGUGGGCGUUCACUAAGAACACCCCUGGGGUUGGAUCCCAUAGAACCUAUGACCCGAAUACUGGGAUAUAUCUACCGGAAUAUAGCUGGAGUGUCAGCUACGGUACCGGAUUUAGUGUCUACGGCGAUAUAUACCUAGAUCAAGUUUCUGUUGGUCGCAUUACCUACCAUAAGCAAGCUAUUGGGACUGCUGAAGGCUUUAGACCCCCGGAGUUCGUCAAAGACCAUAGGAUGGUAUUCGAUGGUAUCCUUGGAUUAGCCUUCUCUCAAAUCAAUACAGUUAUACCUGUGCGGCAGAAUACCUUCUAUGAAAAUGUUAAGAAUGACCUUUCUCAGCCUGUCUUUGCUGCUUACCUCAAACACAAAGCUCCUGGUACCUAUGACUUUGGUUUCAUUGAUCACAAAAAACACAAAGGGGAUCUCGUCUGGGUCGAGGUUGAUGCUUCCUAUGGAUUCUGGAAUCUUACUAUUAGUGGAUAUGCUGUUGGCUCUUUUGCUAGUUUUAUCCCUUUCCAUGCUAUUGUUGAUACUGGUACUACCCUUCUCCUCCUUGAGCAAAGGAUUGUCCACGGAUACUAUGGAGAUAUUCCUAGUGCCCAUGAUUCGGAACAUGCCGGUGGAUACAUCUUUAGGUGUAAUGAGAAAAUCCCCGACCUCAUUCUGAUUAUUGGUCACCACCGUGCUGUCAUUCCUGGUGAUCAUAUCAAGUACGAUUCCAAUGGUACUUGGUGCUAUGGUGGUCUCCAGACAAGCCAUCACCCGCACUAUGGUAUUCUUGGUGAUGUCUUCUUAAAGAGCCAGUACGUUGUUUUCAAUAGCAGCAACCUCCAUAAGCCCCGGAUCGGUAUCGCUAACCAGCGUUAA
Molecule: messenger RNA, 1179 nt
Organism: Talaromyces marneffei
Lineage: Eukaryota; Fungi; Ascomycota; Eurotiomycetes; Eurotiales; Trichocomaceae
Exons: 2
Coding region: 1-1179 (392 amino acids)
Biological process (GO): proteolysis
Molecular function (GO): aspartic-type endopeptidase activity
Source: RefSeq, a predicted model, not a curated record